Messenger RNA from Myotis myotis, 1359 nucleotides. Its product is annotated as melanoma-associated antigen 10-like. The transcript is spliced from 5 exons. The record is from RefSeq and is a predicted model, not a curated record. Gene Ontology annotation, cellular component: nucleus. Gene Ontology annotation, biological process: negative regulation of transcription by RNA polymerase II. Lineage: Eukaryota; Metazoa; Chordata; Mammalia; Chiroptera; Vespertilionidae. Bases 1 to 1359 code for a protein of 452 amino acids.
AUGGAGUGCAGAGCAGCUUCCCAGAGUCCCGUCCCAGUCUCAGAGACUCUGGGGGUUCAGUACAGGGAGGAGGACCCCAUCUCGGCAGAUGGUGGGCCAGGGACCCUGGAAGCUAGACCAGAGUCAGUCCUGGUCUCAGAGACUCUGGGGGUUCCGUACAGGGAGGAGGACCCCAUCUCGGCAGAUGGUGGGCCAGGGACCUGCCAGAGCCAAGUGACUCAGGAAGGUGAGCUUUUCAGUCUGAAGGCCUGUGAGUCCUCCUUGCGCCCCUCCUGCCCGCACUCCUGUGGCUGCCUGACACGAGUCAUCAUGCCUCGAGCUCCAAAGCGAAGACGCUACAAGCUUGAGAUUCCUGAGGCUGUGGAAGAGGAUUCUUCCUCCUCCUCCUCCACCUGCUCCUCUUCUUUUCCUUCCUCUUUUUCCUCCUCCUCCUCUUCCUCUUCCUAUCCUCUGCUUUCAAGUAACCCAAGCACCUCAUAUGAUGCUGCUGGGGCACCGAGUUCUCCCCGGAGCUCUCCAAGUGCCUAUGCCUCCCCUACUGCCUUUGCCGCUGCUGCUCCCUUGAGCCAAUCCAGCAGCGAAGAAGGGGAGGGUCCGAGUACCUCCUGGGCCCUGCCAGGCCCAGCGCCCUUGCCCAGAUAUGUGAUUAAUGAUAAGGUAGCUGAUCUGGUGGGGUUCCUGCUCCUGAAGUAUCGCACAAAGGAGCUGACCACAAGGGCAGAAAUGCUGAGUAGCAUCAUCAGAGAGCACCAGGACCACUUUGCUGUAAUCUUUAGGGAGGCCUCUGAGUGCAUGCAGCUGGUUUAUGGCAUUGAUGUGAAGGAAGUGGACCCCACCAGCCACACCUAUGUCCUAGUCACCAACCUGGGCCUCACCUAUGAUGGGAUGGUGAGCGAUGAGCACAGUAUGCCCAAGACUGGCCUUCUGAUACUCAUCCUUACUAUAAUCUUCUCGGAGCAUGAUUGUGCCCCCGAAGAGAGGAUAUGGGAAGCACUGAAUGCCAUGGGGGUGCAUGCUGGGAUGGAGCAUAGCAUCUAUGGGGAGCCCAGGGAGCUCCUCACCAGAGUUUGGGUGCAGGAACAGUACCUGGAGUACCGGCAGGUGCCCAACAGCGAUCCUGCACGGUACGAGUUCCUGUGGGGUCCCAGGGCCCACGCUGAGACCACCAAGUUGAAAGUCCUGGAGUUUUUGGCCCAGGUCAGUGGGUGUGACCCCAGAUCAUACACACACUGGUAUCAGGAGGCUUUGAGAGAGGAGGAACAGAGAGCCCAGGCCAGAGUUAGCACCACAGAUGAUACUACUGCCAUGGCCAGUGCAAGCUCUUCUGCCAUGGCCAGUAGCUUCUUCUGCCCUGAGUGA